AUGUCCAUGCUUAGCCAAAUAUUCCCCCCCUCGCCGACUUUUACCGAAGAGCAUGUCCCCAAUCUCCAAGGCAAAGUGUGCAUCGUCACCGGCGCGGCCGUCGGCGUCGGCUACCAGCUCGCCAAGAUGCUCUACGCCCAGCACGCCACCGUCUACAUUGCCACGCGCUCCGCCGCCAAGAUCGACGCCGCCAUCUCGUCGCUCCGCGCUUCGGCGCCGUCGAGCCGGGGCGUCCUGCGGGCCAUGGUGCUGGACCUGUCUGAUCUCGCGACCAUUGGCCCCGCGGCGCGGGCGUUCCUCGACCAAGAGAGCCGGCUGGAUGUGCUGGUGCACAAUGCGGGCAUCAUGACGCCGCCAGCGGGCAGCAAGUCCAAACAGGGUCACGAUCUGGAAAUGGCAACCAACUGCCUCGGACCGUUCCUCCUCAGCCGGUUUCUGCAGCCAGUCCAGCAGCGUACCGCGUCACUGCCAGAUGCCAGUCCCGCCGCCGUGCGCACCGUCUGGGUCGCGUCCAUGCUCGACGGCUUCAGCGUCCACGGCGGCAUCGUCUUUGGCGGUGGCGACGGCAAGACUGACAGCAGCGGCGCGCCGGUCGUGCAGAGCAAUGCCAUGGACAACUACAUGCAGACCAAAGCCGGCGCCGUCUUUCUCGCGCACGAGUCUGCGCAGCGCUUUCCCGACUCUGGCGUCGUCAACAUGAGUGUACAUCCGGGACUCAUGCGCACAGAGCUGCAGCGUCAUCAAAACCGCAUUGUCAAGCACGCCAUGGGCGUCGUGUUUAAACCGGCCAAGUUUGGUGCGUACAGCGAGCUCUUUGCCGGCUUCUCGCCGAGCAUCACGGCCGCGCACAACGGCCGCUUCGCCAUUCCGUGGGGCCGUCUCGGGACGGUGCCCCGGCACAUUGAGGAGGCGCUCAAGGGCAGGGAGCGUGGCGGCACGGGGGCGUCGAGGCGCUUUUGGGAGUGGUGCGAGCAGGAGACGGCGCCGUACUUUGUCCAGGCUUGA
Messenger RNA from Akanthomyces muscarius, 1005 nucleotides. RefSeq lists its product as uncharacterized. The record is from RefSeq and is a predicted model, not a curated record. Bases 1 to 1005 code for a protein of 334 amino acids. The transcript has 5 exons. NCBI's taxonomy places the organism in Eukaryota, Fungi, Ascomycota, Sordariomycetes, Hypocreales, Cordycipitaceae.